AGCGCCGACGCCGCCGCGCGGGGAGCGGGGCUGAGGUCGCGCCGAGGGCUGCGGGCGGCCGCUCCGGGGCGAUGCGCGUGCCACUGCAGGUGUAUAAGCAGCACUGCUUCUGCAACAAAAGCCUAGACCCAACCACAUCUUGGGAAGAGAAUGGCCACAUCCUGGGGUGCAGUCUUUUUCAUGCUGCUGGUGUCCUGUGUUUGCAGCUCUGUCUUCCACAGAGACCAGCACACUUGGUUUGAGGGAGUCUUCCUGUCUUCCAUGUGCCCCAUCAAUGUCAGUGCCAGCACCUUAUAUGGAAUUAUGUUUGAUGCAGGGAGCACUGGAACUCGAAUUCAUGUUUACACCUUUGUGCAGAAAAUACCAGGACAUCUUCCAAUUCUGGAAGGGGAAAUUUUUGAUUCUGUGAAGCCAGGACUUUCUGCUUUCAUAGAUCAACCCAAGCAGGGUGCUGAAACUGUUCAAAGACUCUUAGAGGUGGCCAAAGACUCAAUCCCUCGAAGUCACUGGAAAAGGACCCCACUGGUCCUGAAGGCAACGGCAGGACUGCGCUUACUACCAGAACAGAAAGCCCAGGCUCUACUCUUCGAGGUAGAGGAGGUCUUCAAGAAGUCACCUUUCCUGGUACCAGAUGACAGUGUUAGCAUCAUGGAUGGAUCCUAUGAAGGCAUACUAGCUUGGGUUACUGUGAAUUUUCUGACAGGUCAGCUGCAUGGCCACAGCCAGGAUACUGUGGGGACCCUGGACCUGGGGGGGGCCUCCACCCAAAUCACUUUCCUGCCCCAGUUUGAGAAAACCCUGGAACAAACCCCAAAGGGCUACCUCACUUCCUUUGAGAUGUUUAACAGCACUUAUAAGCUCUAUACACAUAGUUACUUGGGGUUUGGAUUGAAAGCUGCAAGACUAGCAACCCUAGGAGCCCUGGAGAUGGAAGGGAUUGAUGGACACACUUUCCGAAGUGCCUGUCUACCGAGAUGGUUGGAAGCAGAGUGGAUCUUUGGGGGCAUGAAAUACCAGUAUGGUGGCAACCAAGAAGCAGGGGAGAUGGGCUUUGAGCCCUGCUAUGCUGAAGUGCUGAGGGUGGUACAAGGAAAACUUCACCAGCCAGAGGAGAUCCAGAGAAGCUCCUUCUAUGCUUUCUCUUACUAUUAUGAUCGAGCUGCUGACACAGACAUGAUUGAUUAUGAAAAGGGAGGUGUUUUAAAAGUUGAAGAUUUUGAAAGAAAAGCCAGGGAAGUGUGUGAUAACUUGGAACACUUCACCUCAGGCAGUCCUUUCCUGUGCAUGGAUCUCAGCUACAUCACGGCCUUGUUAAAGGAUGGCUUUGGCUUUGCAGACAGCACCAUUUUACAGCUCACAAAGAAAGUAAACAACAUAGAGACGGGCUGGGCCUUGGGGGCCACCUUUCACCUGUUGCAGUCUCUGGGCAUCUCCCACUGAUACCAAGCACUUCCUCUGAGGCUUGUGGUUGCCAACAACCUUUUUAAAGGGAAAAGGAGUGAGCACUCAGUCAUUUUCUGAGUUAGUCUGGGGUCAGCCUGGACUGAAGCACAGCAGCUGGUUUUCUCAGGAGGAAGGGGCUUUUGUAGACAGAUCUUGCCCUUGAGCCUAGAGAUUUGGGUUUAAUUUACACAUCUAAUGUGAACUGUUACCUAACCACUCAGAGUGCACAGCUGGCACCAGAGUCUAAAUCUUUGAGAUUCUUUGUGUGUCACAGAGAGCCAUGUGAGCCAAAAAUAAUAGCUUUGGAGCUCAACCUUAGAGUGAGAGCCCAGGGACAGGUCACUGGGAACCAAAGAAAAAUCUCGUUUUAACCCUUCGAGUGCCUCGUUCUUUUUAUCAUUUUAAUUUUCUUACAUGCUAAAUUAGUGCAAGCCCAUGACCUAUCAGUACCAGUUUUUUCUCCUCCCUAUACACUGCCCUGCCCCACCCAUAUCUGCAUUCAUCUCCCCUGAAAAAGAAAAAAAUACCUGGUUUUGCUUUCCAUGUGUGAUUUUUUUAAAAAAUGGUAACAUAUCACAAUUUGUGUGAUCCUGGUCUGUGCCGGCUCCAAUCAGUCAGCUGAGAGCUAUCAUAAAUCUUAACAGGAUGGAGAAUAACUCCUAACUGUACAUAGAUCACAGCCUUAGAAAGGAGGCCAUGGGCCGGCCCGUGGCUCACUUGGGAGAGCGUGGUGCUGACAACACCAAGUCAAGGGUUAAGAUCCCCUUACAGGUCAUCUUUUAAAAAAAAAAAAGGAAAGGAGGCCAUCCAUUCUCUAGGGACAUGUUUUGGGAGGAUGUGUCUGCCCCAUACGGCCUGCUAUCUUAAAUCAACUUUUUAUCAGUCAACUCUGGGAUUAAUGAACAUACCCAGCCUCAUAGGUAUGUGUGUAUUCAGUGCCAGUACCACCUCCCAGGUUAAUGUGUUUAUAGUGUUCAUGAUUCUGAAUUUGUUUUCUUUGUGUUUCUAAGGAAUACUACUAUACCCCAGCUUUUGAUCUAUAAUGAGAAGUCAGUGUCUGUGCUUCUCAAGAAUCUAUAGAUUUUGGUCAUAGCCUCUUUCAGUUUGCCCUUUUAUUCCCUCCUUUUAUAGAAGUACCUCUAUGCCCUGGCCCCUGAUAAUUUUAUUUAUUUAUUUUUUGGCUGGCCAGUACAGGAACCCCAGACAUUGAUGUUAUCAACACUGCACUCUAACCAACUGAGCUAACUGGCCAACCCUCCUGAUCAUUUUAGCUAACAUCCUCUGAAUUAUUGUCCGGUUGCAGGGUUUCUAAUACUCUUCCUGACAAUACCCAGCAUUUGAUUUGGUUGCCUGUUUUGGUCCACAUCAUCGGUACAGUGGACCAGCAUUCCAGAGAACCAUUUUUAAUGACUCUCAGAUUCUCUUUUUGAGUCUGCUCAGAGCUCUUGAUUUUGUGAAUUAUUCACCCUCCCCCACCAAUUCAUUAUCUUAUACUUUCCCACAUGACCAUCAUCUGCUUCCUGUCUACCCACUCUAGUGAUCUUGGACUGGAAAGAUCUUCCUGUCAUUUGGCUCCUUUGCCUUGCCUCUCUACCUCCAGAUUCUUUGCAGGAGUGUUUGUGUCUUCCCAAACUUGUAGUUUUCACAGUAGACUCCCUUUCCUUCUGCUUUUUCACAAAGGAUGUUAAAUAUGCCUGGCCCUCACAUCAGUCCCUGGGGAACCUUAUUUUUUAAGUUACUCCAAUGAGUCAAUAAAUAUCUCACAUCUCCUAUGUGCAAGGAAGUAAGCAAAUUUCUAUAUUCUUAUCCCCCAAAUUUUAGUUGUUUUUUUAAUUCAAUAUGGAAUUUCUUCAGACUUUUCACACUGACAUUUAUUACCAAGGUCACCUUUAUGCCUAUUGCCUUUCUCAAAAAAUGCUAAUACAUAAAGAAAUAACAGAAUCUUUAGAGCUGGAAACAGCCCCAAAAUAUAAUCCAGUCUUCUACCCAAUGCAGAAUUCCCUCAACAUUCCUAACAGGUUAUCAUUCAGCUUCUGUUUAGGCGUUUUCAGAAGGCUCAUUUCACUUGGGACUGCAGUAAUGUUAAAAAAAUUCCUCCUUACAUUGAACUGAAAUCUGCCUGUCUUCUCUGUAGUCUUAGUUCUGUUCUAAUUGCUUCUUCCAAAGCCUUUCAAUCUUUUGAAGAAAGCUCCUUCCAAGUUCUUUAUGGUCUCUUCUUUAAUAUGUGAUGUGACUCCUAUAUCCCUUACCAUCUUUGUCAAAAAAGUGGGGUGCUAGAUCAUAUAACACUAAAUGUUGUUCCAUAUGAUUAGGGCAAGACCCUUUCCUCCAGUAGAAACCAAGUUGUUUCCCCAAGAGGUAAGCUGAGUUCACUAAAGAUUCCUCCAGCUUGACAGUUCCAUAAAGGUAAGAUUCCCUGGUCUUCAUCACCACAGGCUAUUUCUGAAGCUUCUUAUAAGUGAGGGCCAUAUUUGUAAAGUACACAUACUGUUCAGAAGAUUCCUUUGAUCAUCCCAAAUACCUUCAAAACUUUGGGGUAGAUGCAUUCUAACUUCAGAAAUUUAUCUACGUAUAUUUUGUUAAUCUUGAUGAGAACAUCUGGAGAAUUAACCAAUUUGUUCCAUUUUAAGCAACUUGGAAUGAGAAUUUUUCUUAGAAAAAAAUGAUUUGUCUAUAAUGUACUUUCUGCCCCCUAGUGUACCCUUUUAUUAAAAGUACCUUCUUAAAAGGGUCCUACAGAUUCUAAUAUUGCUAAUUAGUUUCCUCUCUGUGUAUGUGGUGUUAUAUUUAAAAUACUUAGCACGUGGCCUGGCACAUGGUGGAUGUUUUAUGUUUACUAUCAUGCUUAUUAUGUGAAGAACAUCCUCUGUGGGUCAUGCAGGUCCUUGCAAGAUGUGCCUUAAAAUUCUUCCUAUCUUGCCAGAUUUUGUUUGCAUACUCAUGGAGAGUCCAUGUUCUCCUUUCCUGGGCUACCUUGAAAGAUAACCUUUCCUUACAGUCUCUGCCAGUAGUCACACAGCUUUUCAUAACAGCUGCCACCUUUUAUCCUGAGCACAUUUUUCCUGAGAUUCCAGGAAGGUCUUAUGAAAUUGUUACUUUUUCACUCUAGUAUCUUAUAAAUUUCCCACAUUUGCCUGAAAAGCUCCCCUGUAGUAACAGAUACUCAUGCCUUCAAAAAUUAUUCCCAAGAAUAGCUUAACUUGGUUCAAAAGCAGACUGUUUCUUCUCAUUUCAUCUUCAAAUCAGACUUUUGGGGGGCUGACCGGUUAGCUCAGUUGAUUAGAGCAUGGUGCUGAUAACACUAAGGUCCAGGGUUCAAUCCCUGUACCAGCCAGCCACGAAAACUAAUAAUAAUAACAACAACAAUAAUACAAAUCAGACUUUUGGGCAAGAUAUUCUAUACAGUAUGCAAAUCUAAUAGACCUACAGAUCUCAAGAGGCAUCUCUCAUACUGUGAAGUGAGCUCUUCAAAAACCCACAGCAAAACAAUGCUCCCUCCAGUUGGCCACCAAACAUGAACAAAUUCUGCUGCUAAUCAAUUUCCCUUUUGACCUGGUUCCUGAGCUCUUCAAACCUGGGCAAUGAAAAUAUUAUUUCUGAACAGACAAUGGUGUUCCGGAGAGGAGCCAUAAAUAACAUUGAAAUCUGGUGCUGUGAUGACAAAGUAAUAACUAGCAUUAAUAAGAUUCGGUUUUCUUAUCAGAAUAUCCAGUACACUUAUAGCAAAGGUUAAAGCAAUUUAUAUUUAAUUCGCAUUCUAAUGUUGUUAAUUUUAAAACAGCAAUUUUAAUAAAAAUGUAUCAACUGAGUAUCUAAUUCUUACAUCUACCAUAAAAAUGUAUAAAUUUAUGACCAGCAUUAAAAACAUACACAUACAACCAACUGUAUAAAAUCUUCUCUUUAGAAAAGAUUGUUAACAAGUGAAAAUGAGUGAGACAACACCUAACGAUUUUUGUUUUAGUAAUAAAA
Molecule: messenger RNA, 5412 nt
Organism: Cynocephalus volans (Philippine flying lemur)
Lineage: Eukaryota; Metazoa; Chordata; Mammalia; Dermoptera; Cynocephalidae
Gene: ENTPD5
Product: ectonucleoside triphosphate diphosphohydrolase 5 (inactive)
Exons: 14
Coding region: 151-1440 (429 amino acids)
Molecular function (GO): hydrolase activity
Source: RefSeq, a predicted model, not a curated record